CGCUCACCUCUCAACAAUGCCGCUUACAUUUCAUGCACCGGUUCUGCUUAGCUUGUACACCCCAGCAGGAGCUGACAUUCACUGAACAACAAAACCACCUCAUUCAUGCCCUUAUUGCCAUCCACCUUCUCCUUUCCUACCCAACUGAUUGUUUGAAUAGAAUUAGAAACUUUGCAGGAUGUUGAACGUGCAGUAAAAGUUCUUGAAGAUUUACAAGGCGUGCCCAAUCCAACAGGCUCUAGUCUAUUUGAGGGUCUUUGGCAAUUAAAGUUUACACCAACCUGGAACAGCAUCUCCAAUUCAGAGGAUGUGAAAUAGCAGAUAGCAUUUGGGUGGAGUCAAGUUAAAAAACAAAAGCAGAGAAUGUCAAGCGCCAUAGCAAAUGGUCUGGCGGGAGCUGGUGGUGGUAUUAUUGCUCAGAUAAUCACUUAUCCCCUACAAACGGUGAAUACGCGCCAACAAACAGAAAGAAUCGCCAAGAAAGGCCUAGUUGCAUCCUCCAACCUCUCCAAACGCCCUUCAGGUGGCACGCUUCGUCAGAUUCUCCAGCUGAUAAAAACCGAAGGUUGGAGAGGUCUUUACAGCGGUCUUAAGCCUUCUCUUUUCGGAACUGCUGCUUCCCAGGGCAUUUACUACUACUUUUAUCAGCUUUUCAAAAACAAGGCUGAGGCUAUUGCAGUUGCUAAUAAACACAAAGGACGCGGGGAUGGCACUGUUGGCAUGUUUUCAUGGCUUCUUGUUGCAGCACUUGCCGGGUCGUUGAAUGUAUUGCUGACAAACCCGAUAUGGGUUCUUGUGACACGGAUGCAGACACAUACUCAAGCAGAAAGAAAAAUUAUGGACGCAAAGAGGGAAUCUAUUAUAAGCGAGGCUUCUGAAUGCUCAACAGGUCCAACUUUGCAGGACAGAUUGGCUGAACUUGACUCCAUAAAGCCUUGCCCUUAUGGAACUUUUCAUGCGGCACGUGAGGUUUACAAGGAGGCAGGAAUUACUGGAUUCUGGAAAGGAAUAGUCCCUACACUUAUUAUGGUGUGCAAUCCCUCAAUCCAGUUCAUGAUUUAUGAGGGCUCGCAAAAGAAUUUAAGGGCAAAACGAGCCGCUAAGAAGCAGAGAUUUAAAAAUUUAUCAGCUAUAGAGGUUUUCUUACUAGGGGCAUUGGCUAAAUUGGGAGCAACUGUAUCAACAUAUCCCUUGUUGGUUGUCAAGUCAAGGCUUCAAGCAAAGCAGGAGAUCGGUGGCAAUAUCUCAUUAAGAUAUUCAGGUACUUUUGAUGCAAUAAUUAAAAUGAUACGUUAUGAGGGAUUGCCUGGCUUUUACAAGGGGAUGAGCACAAAGAUAGUACAGAGUGUUUUUGCUGCUUCUGUACUAUUCAUGAUCAAAGAGGAACUUGUUAAAGCUUACAUGUUGCUGGCAGUUAAGAGCCAGAAAGUUAUACCCAAAUUGAUAAAAUGAUUUCUUCAUUAUGUACAAGGAAUACCUCCAGUUCUGUACUGUUUGGUUUAUACAUAAUUUGUAGCUAAAAUACAAUGACAAAGGUUAUGGUAAGACAUAGUUGUUA
Molecule: messenger RNA, 1558 nt
Organism: Pistacia vera
Lineage: Eukaryota; Viridiplantae; Streptophyta; Magnoliopsida; Sapindales; Anacardiaceae
Product: peroxisomal nicotinamide adenine dinucleotide carrier-like
Exons: 14
Coding region: 364-1452 (362 amino acids)
Biological process (GO): transmembrane transport; nucleotide transport
Source: RefSeq, a predicted model, not a curated record